Messenger RNA from Ruditapes philippinarum (Manila clam), 526 nucleotides. Its product is annotated as small nuclear ribonucleoprotein Sm D1-like. Gene Ontology annotation, biological process: RNA processing; spliceosomal snRNP assembly. The coding region runs from base 137 to 526 and encodes 129 amino acids. Gene Ontology annotation, molecular function: RNA binding. Lineage: Eukaryota; Metazoa; Mollusca; Bivalvia; Venerida; Veneridae. The transcript is spliced from 4 exons. Gene Ontology annotation, cellular component: U5 snRNP; U2 snRNP; spliceosomal tri-snRNP complex. The record is from RefSeq and is a predicted model, not a curated record.
UGAUCCGUAAUACGGUUAAGGUACGGAAUAUCAAGAAAAUAUCGCCGAAAUUAAACUUCCGGUUAAGCGUCCAUUGUACCGGAUUUAUGCCGCCAGAGAAUCGUUAAGAAAACGAAGUCAAAUAUCCGUUGCAAUCAUGAAAUUAGUGAGAUUUUUGAUGAAACUGAGUCAUGAAACAGUUACAAUAGAAUUAAAAAAUGGAACACAAGUACAUGGAACAAUAACAGGAGUUGAUGUCAGUAUGAACACACAUCUGAAAGCUGUCAAAAUGACAGUAAAAAACAAAGAUGCAGUGCAAUUAGACUCAUUAAGUAUUCGCGGAAACAAUAUUCGAUACUAUAUUCUCCCAGACAGUUUACCACUUGACACAUUGUUAAUUGAUGAUGCACCUAAAGGAAGAUUUAACAACAGAGGCAGAAGGGAUGACAGAGGAGGAAGAAAUCCAAACAACACAGUCCAGGUAUUGGAAAUGUGUAGCAUAGGAUUUCUGUAUAACAAUGUAAUUAAGUUGAAAAGAUUGUUUUGA